GUGCGUGGUUCUUUCGUCAAAUGUUCGACAUCAAUCCCCUCUCCCAACUAUGCGUAUUCACAGCGUAUUGAGCGUAUUAAUCAUCCAUCGAUCCUCAGCCUACGUACGUUCUGGUGCAGUACCCUUUCGUCAGGUGUUAUUCGAGAAGCAAUUCUCUCACGACCAUCAUAAUCGCCAUUCCUUUGUCUCUUUGUUUCCUUGGCACAGACGUGCAUGCAUUGUUAAACACACACAUACACGUACAUAUGAACCCCGGUUAAGUAGCAUCUGAACAUCCAUCCAACCUCGUUUUAGCUCAAAGGAAUGUCAUUGCUUCCUUUCUACACCAGUAUUUCAUGAAUCCGUCUUACACGGGAG
This is a messenger RNA of Trichoderma harzianum CBS 226.95, 357 nucleotides long. RefSeq lists its product as hypothetical. The coding region runs from base 50 to 271 and encodes 73 amino acids. The transcript has a single exon. Lineage: Eukaryota; Fungi; Ascomycota; Sordariomycetes; Hypocreales; Hypocreaceae. The record is from RefSeq and is a predicted model, not a curated record.